This is a messenger RNA of Pediculus humanus corporis (human body louse), 462 nucleotides long. RefSeq lists its product as uncharacterized. Lineage: Eukaryota; Metazoa; Arthropoda; Insecta; Psocodea; Pediculidae. The transcript has 2 exons. Gene Ontology annotation, cellular component: nucleus. Gene Ontology annotation, biological process: anterior/posterior pattern specification; negative regulation of transcription by RNA polymerase II. Gene Ontology annotation, molecular function: DNA-binding transcription factor activity, RNA polymerase II-specific; RNA polymerase II cis-regulatory region sequence-specific DNA binding. The record is from RefSeq and is a predicted model, not a curated record. The coding region runs from base 1 to 462 and encodes 153 amino acids.
AUGACAAACAACAACGUGAUUUAUUACGUAAUAAAUAUCUCAGGUGGCGUUCACAAUCAAAGUCCAAACGGGUGUCCAAGGAGACGAGGUCGGCAGACCUACACGAGGUUUCAAACAUUGGAAUUAGAAAAAGAAUUUCAUUUUAAUCAUUAUUUGACUAGAAGGCGAAGAAUUGAAAUUGCCCACGCAUUGUGUCUCACGGAAAGGCAGAUAAAAAUAUGGUUUCAAAAUAGACGAAUGAAAUUGAAGAAAGAAUUAAGGGCUGUUAAAGAAAUAAACGAGCAAGCGAGGCGGGAAAGAGAAGAGCAGGAAAGGCUGAAACAACAGCAGCAGGAUAAGCAGCAGACGAAACUCGAGCAGCAACAUCACACCGUUAGCCAUCAUCACCAUCACGACAUUAAAAUGGGACUCGACAAAACCGGAGCGGAUUUAAUGAAGGGGGUAACUAAAGUUCCGACAUAA